AUGUGGAAUAAGCAUAGAGCGUAUUUCAUCAUAGCUGGUGUGUUAUUCCACCUAUUUUAUCUAUGGUCAAUCUUUGACAUUUACUUUGUUUCGCCAUUGGUGCAUGGUAUGAGACAACAUCUUUCAACAAAUGAACCACCAGCUAAAAGACUUUUCCUUAUUGUUGGUGAUGGUUUACGUGCUGACACGACAUUUGAGAAACUAGUGCAUCCAGUAAGCGGAGAGCACGACUUUUUGGCACCAUAUAUCAGGCAAUUGGUUCAAAAUGAGGCAACAUACGGGGUUUCUCAUACUAGAAUGCCAACAGAAUCUAGACCUGGUCAUGUGGCUAUGAUUGCUGGCUUUUACGAAGACGUCAGUGCGGUCACCAAAGGUUGGCAGGAGAACCCAGUUGAUUUUGAUAGUUUCUUCAAUCAAUCAACCCACACGUAUUCUUUUGGUUCACCAGAUAUUUUACCAAUGUUUAAGCAAGGUGCUACCCCAAAUAAGGUGGACGCUUGGAUGUAUGGUCACGAAUUUGAAGAUUUCACACAAUCAUCAAUUGAACUAGACGCAUUCGUCUUCAGACAUUUAUAUGAACUCUUCGAUGCUUCAAAAGUGAACAAGACACUUGGCAAUGAAAUAAAACAAGAUGGAAAUGUCUUUUUCCUACACCUGUUGGGUUGUGAUACUGCUGGCCAUUCCUAUAGACCUUACUCUGCAGAAUAUUACGACAAUGUCAAGUAUAUUGACGAGCAAGUAAAGAUAUUAGUGAAAAAGGUCCAUGAAUUCUUUGGUGAUGAAGAUACGGCGUUUAUUUUUACUGCUGAUCAUGGAAUGAGUGCAUUUGGAUCUCAUGGUGAUGGUCAUCCCAAUAAUACUCGGACACCGCUUGUGGCAUGGGGUGCAGGAUUGAAAAAGCCAGUUAAAAAUGAAGUUCCUAUUUUUGACAAUUACACCGAGAACUGGCAUCUUGCUGAUAUCAAAAGAAAUGACGUCAACCAAGCAGAUAUUGCUUCAUUAAUGUCGUAUUUAAUUGGUGUCAACUACCCAGUGAAUUCUGUUGGUGAAUUACCUUUAGCAUUUAUUGAUGCUUCAGAAGAAAAGAAGCUUAAUGCACUCUUCAACAACGCCAAGUCUAUUUUAGAGCAGUAUUUGGUAAAAGAAGAGGAAAUAAUUGCUUCUCAAUUUGUGUACAAAGAAUUUGAAGGCUUUGUACAGAAACCAUACAAUCAAUACCUAGAAGAAAUCCAGAAUCUCAUUGAUAGAAUUGCUCAAGGUGAAAAUUCCCUUGAACCAGAAGCAAUAAAGUUAACUGAGGAGUUAAUGAAAGUGACUUUGGAUGGUUUAGCGUACCUCACAACGUACAACUGGAGAUUUAUAAGAACAAUCGUCACUCUAGGUUUCUUAAGUUGGAUUGUCUAUUCCUUUUCCAUAUUUUUAAGACUAUUCAUCUUAAACAAAGAAUACAACACCGAAAAAUCGGUAUUAAACUACUUCGUGUUUGGCACUUUAACUAUUGUAUUGAACUACGUUCUAUAUUACCAGAAGGCUCCUUUCAACUUUUACAUGUAUCUACUUUUCCCAUUAAUUUUUUGGUCCCAGAUCUUUACAGAUCAUGCUGUUCUCCACGAUGGUAUCAGAGAAUUCUUAAAAGACAUCUCAAUAUCUCAUAGAAUUGGCCUUUUGUUAGGAAUCGUAUUUGUUUAUGAGGCAAUCGUUUAUGCUUUCUUCGACCGUUGGAUCUUUUCCUUUGUAUUUAACAUGUUGUCCUUCUACCCAAUGGUGUGUGGUUACAAGAACUGGAAGAGAAACAUUCUAUGGUUUGUCACAAGUGCUUGCAUUUCAGUGUUCACCUUAUUGGACCCCGUUAAGAUCGAGAACCUAACUCAGAUCAAUAUAUCCAGUGCGAUGAUUGUGCUGGCUUCCAUUGGAGGGUUUUUGCAUCUCCGUAAACAACUCAAUACCUACACAAGGAUUACCUUUGUUACACAAAUAUUACUAGUCAUUCUAAUGACUCUUGCGACAAACAAGUCUGUUAUUUCUUUACAAAACCGAGACGGUUUACCAAAGGACGCACAAGUGGCUGGCUGGGUAAUUUUGGUAACUUCCCUCAUAGUUAUGCCAUUGGUUCAUUACAUGCACCCAAAUAACAACUAUAAGGUAAGAAUGUUGAUUAUUUUCCUAACUUUUGCCCCUACGUUCAUUAUUUUGACUAUAUCUUUCGAGUCCUUCUUUUACCUGGUAUUCAGUGCAUACAUUGUCCAAUGGAUUGAGAUUGAGUCCAAGAUCAAAGAGCAAAGGACCAAAUCCGACGAUUAUAGACAGUUGAUCAGAGUUACCGUUAUUGGGUUUUUCCUACUACAAAACGCCUUUUUCGGCACAGGUAAUGUGGCAUCAAUCUCAUCCUUCUCCCUAGACUCAGUCUAUAGGCUAAUGCCUAUCUUUGACCCCUUCCCAAUGGGAGCGCUCCUCAUGAUCAAGCUAAUCAUUCCGUACAUUAUUUUGUCUGCUGGUCUCGGUAUUUUGAACUUAAAGCUCCGCAUUAAAGAUUACACAAUAUCAAGCUUGAUUAUAUCUACAAGUGAUAUCUUGUCUCUAAACUUCUUCUAUCUAUUGAAAACAGAAGGUAGCUGGCUAGACAUUGGCAUCACCAUAUCAAAUUACUGCUUAGCAAUCUUAUCUUCGUUAUUCAUGCUAAUCCUUGAAAUAGUUGCACAUUUGGUCUUGAGAAAUGUCCAACUCUCAAAACCACUAGCAGUAGACUCAGACAAGAAAAACACCUAA
This is a messenger RNA of Kluyveromyces marxianus DMKU3-1042, 2766 nucleotides long. RefSeq names its product mannose-ethanolamine phosphotransferase MCD4 (gene MCD4). Lineage: Eukaryota; Fungi; Ascomycota; Saccharomycetes; Saccharomycetales; Saccharomycetaceae. Gene Ontology annotation, biological process: GPI anchor biosynthetic process. The transcript has a single exon. The record is from RefSeq and is a predicted model, not a curated record. Gene Ontology annotation, molecular function: mannose-ethanolamine phosphotransferase activity. Gene Ontology annotation, cellular component: endoplasmic reticulum membrane. The coding region runs from base 1 to 2766 and encodes 921 amino acids.